CUCCGUAACCACCGCCGAUUGCAGCUCCGUCAGGAAGAAGUGACCCCUGGGUGAUCAUGCCGCAUUGCUACUGAGAGUGUUGAAGGCUAUUACCAUUCUGUUAUCGCAUAUCACAAAAGAAAAAUCCCACAUCCCAAAUAUCCAUUGAAAGUAUCCGCAUCUACCGCCUGCCCAGCCGUUCCCCACCACGCGACCUCAGGCACAUCAUCCGACAUACACAUACUCGUUAAGACCAGAUCACCUCCCACCUACAACCACCCACUACUACCACCACACACAAACAUGGCUCAGAAAGCAGCCAAAACCCUCGCGGCGCGCAACACGGCCCUCCUCCAGCGCACCCACCUGAUCAGUCUCGGCCUACACGCCCUCUACCUCGCCCUGCACUGGACAUUCAACCGCCCGCGCGUCCUAAAGCCCUACAUCUUCCUUGCGGUUCCGACGCUCCUCAUUGAAUUCUACCUGGACCGGCUCGGCCGGCCGCGCCACAACCCGGCGGACGGCUCGCUGCGCUCCCCCGGGGAGGACCUCGGCGCCGCCGGGCUGACGGAGUACAUGUGGGACGUGCUGUACUGGACGUGGGGCUGCAUUGGGGCCGUGUGCCUGUUCGGCGACCGCGCCUGGUGGCUGUGGGUGGUCAUCCCGCUAUACUCGGGCUGGUUGGCCUACUCCACGUUCAUGGGAAUGCGGAGCGGGCUGGCGGGGAUGGGUGGUGCUGGCGAUAAUGGCGGUGGUGCUGCUGGGGCUGGGGCUCCGGAGAGUAAGAGGCAGAAGAAGUUGGAGAAGCGGGGUGGGCAGAGGGUGCAGUAUCGGUGA
This is a messenger RNA of Aspergillus uvarum CBS 121591, 816 nucleotides long. Its product is annotated as SND2/TMEM208 family protein. The coding region runs from base 283 to 816 and encodes 177 amino acids. The transcript has 2 exons. The record is from RefSeq and is a predicted model, not a curated record. Gene Ontology annotation, biological process: vacuolar protein processing. Gene Ontology annotation, cellular component: intracellular membrane-bounded organelle. NCBI's taxonomy places the organism in Eukaryota, Fungi, Ascomycota, Eurotiomycetes, Eurotiales, Aspergillaceae.